Messenger RNA from Rosa rugosa (rugosa rose), 1086 nucleotides. Its product is annotated as B3 domain-containing protein REM9-like. Gene Ontology annotation, molecular function: DNA binding. NCBI's taxonomy places the organism in Eukaryota, Viridiplantae, Streptophyta, Magnoliopsida, Rosales, Rosaceae. Bases 1 to 930 code for a protein of 309 amino acids. The transcript is spliced from 6 exons. The record is from RefSeq and is a predicted model, not a curated record.
AUGUCGGUAGAGAAAGAUGGCAGAGUCCCUGGAGGCUUAUCUGGCACUCAAAGGUUCCUAAAGAAAACAUCUCACAAGUCUUUGCCAUCGGAGUUUUCCAGAAGACAUCUCAUUAAGCAGCCUGCAAAUAACAUUACCCUUAGAGUUUUGGAUGGAAGAAUAUGGUCUGUUGAAUUCACAUAUACUAAAGAGAAAGCCCAAUUCCAGGGUGGCUGGUUGACAUUUGUGAAGGACAAUAAUUUGGAAGUUGGCGAUGUGUGUGUCUUUGUCUUGAUUAAGGACAUCAAGCUUUUAUUAGGUGUUUUCUUUUUCCGCACUUCAGAAGCUACAACUUGGUUCUUGUCUAAUGUAUUUGCCAAGACAUAUCUUACGAAGCUGUCUUCUGGCGUAGCCAUCCUUCAAGUUUCAGAUGGAAGAACUUGGCCUGUUAACUUCAAGUUUGAUCAUGCAAACUCAAGGGCUCGACUCAUGAAGGGUUGGUCACCUUUUGUGAGGGACAAUAAUUUGAAAGUCGGUGAUGUGUGUAUCUUUACACUGAUUAACUGCACUGAAUUAGUAUUUGAUGUUGUCUUUUCCCCCACUGAAGAGUCUGCAGAGCGCCCCUUGUCAACAGGCCAUGGCAGAGGAGCAACUGUUCAAGUCCGAGAAAUGAAACGCCCCCUAGUUGAAGUUGAAUCCGAAUGCGGCAUGAAUUGUGAAAUUGGCAAGAACAAAAUGUCAAAUAUUAGUGGGCAGGUUACUCAAAGGCCUUCUUCAUCCUUGAGGACAGCAAGGGUUAAUCUUGAAGCUGCAAGCAAGUUUUCAUCAAAGAAUCCCUUCUUCAAAGUCACCCUGGGGUCGGGCCAUACUGUGCAUGUACCAGUUAACUUCGCUAGGAGUUUCAUCAAACAGGAGAAGCAAACAGUGAUGCUUCAGGUCAAAGAUAGAUAGUGGCCUGUGAGUUUGAUUUCUUAUAAGCCAUGUGCAACUUCUAUCAGUCAGGGUUGGGCUGCAUUUGCAAAGGAAAAUUGUUUAAGAGAAGGAGACGUUUGCAUAUUUGAGCUCAUUGAGAUGAAUGACAUUGUACUGAAACGUCACAUUUUUAGA